AUGAAGUACAUUAUUAUAGCAGUUUUACUCAGUGUUAUACCUAACAAAUCGUGUAGUGAAAUAACUUAUGAAGGCAUUUUGACCAAUAUUAGUACCAAAACAAGAGAAAUGUUGUCUCCGGAAUGCCAGAAAGAUCUGAGUCGUACUACAAUAUUAACCACCACGUACUGGCUAAUGGUGGACGCUAGUUCCAGAAUACCUUCUGGAAUAUCCAAAGGCAAUAUCAUGCCUAUGGGCAAUUACGAUGAAUGUCUGGAAAUAGAAGAAGUGGACACAAAAUUUUGUCAAGCGUCCAUAAAUCUAGAUUUACCCUCUGAAACUGACUGGAAGAUUGCUCCUCCACAUAAAAGAAUAAAAACAGAAGUAGUAGGUGUUAAUUACAAGUCAGCGGACAUCAGUUUUGGCUUGUACUAUUGUGUCUUGAAAUCAUGCAGUGCUGAUGAUUUAAAUAUAAUUUUUCCUGGAUUUGUACGUUUCGAUGAUAGCCAGUGCUGGGCCAAAGAUUCUGGCCCGAAGUUAGACGCGUUAGCUAUUGUGGCGAUUGUUAUCUUUGCUUUAAUAGUUCUAAUCACGCUAACAUCAACAAUCUACGACAUUUACUUAAACUAUAGAAAUCUAGAUCCAGUUUGCUCUUCUGCAAUCGCUUUUUCAUUAUACAGCAACGGAAAAAAAUUAUUUCAUUUAGGAAAUUCGCAACAACUUUUGUGUUUAAAUGGAAUUAAAUCUUUAAGUAUGUUGUGGGUAGUUCUUGGGCAUGUCUACAUGGCAUAUGUUUUUGUUCCUUUAGACAAUUAUCUAGAUGUUUACAACUGGAUAGAAUCUACUUAUAGUCAAUACAUAACUGGAGCAACAGUUUCCGUUGACACAUUUUUUGUCGUGGGAGGUUUCCUCACAAUUUACACUUUCCAAGCUACGAUGGAUAAGGGCGUCAAGUUUAAUGUGCCUCUAUAUUACUUUCAUCGCUAUCUGAGACUUACUCCGGCAGUUGCCGCAAUGGUGUUAGCACAUGCUGCUCUCUUCAAUUAUUUUGGAUCCGGACCUGUAUGGCAAAGAACUGAUACUUUUCUUACUAAAGCUUGCAAGAAGUACUGGUGGUCUGCGCUACUCUAUGUGCAAAACUAUGCCAACCCCGAAGGAACAUGUGUUCCACAAAGUUGGUACUUAUCGGUUGAUAUGCAACUGUUUUUAAUUUCACCCGCGAUCUUAAUUUUGAUGCGACAGUGGCCAUUCUGGGGUUACCUAUUCUUGAGUGUUGCCUCACUGGCAUCUAUUAUAGGUAGUUUCCUACUUGGGUGGUUCUAUGAACUGGGGGGACAACUAACAGCAAAUGUCAAUGGUAAUCUUACCGAUUUUAUGAAGUACUACUACAUGCCCACGCAUACUAGAAUGGUACCGUAUCUUUUUGGCAUUAUGUUGGGUUACGCUAUCUACAGUCUGAGGACAAGUAAAAGAAAGCCUCACUUAAAUAUGAUUGUGGUUUCUUGCGGAUGGAUUUUGUCACUAGCACUGAUGGCUACAUGUCUCUACGCAGGUCACACGCUUCAAACCACUGAAUAUAAUCGUCUGGAAAACUCCUUCUUUAUUGCACUUAUGAGACCAGUGUGGGCAAUAGCGAUCUGUUGGGUUAUAUUUGCUUGUGUUAUGGAAUACGGAGGUCCAAUUAACAAGUUCCUGUCUUGCUCACUCUUUCAAAUUUUGUCUCGACUCUGCUAUAGCAUAUAUCUUGUACACUACUCAUUUAUUUUUAUGACUAACUUCAGUACAAGAUCGCCACUGCAUUUCUCGGAUUAUUAUGCGUUUCAUAAAUUUUGGGGUGACCUUGCUUUUACUAUUGGAAUUGCCGUCGUAUGGACUUUAAUUUUUGAAUCUCCUGUUAUCGUUUUAGAAAAGACAUUACUGAAGAGGACGGACAUUUUCAUCACAGCGGCGCAGCGUGGACUUGCUUUAGGAGGUAGGCGGACAUUUGGGGUGUGGAUAUUGGGCUUCUUCAACAACUAUUUACAGAAAGAAUCAGCUAUUACUGGUUCUAUCGGAUAUCUGAAUUAUUUUGCUACUACGGGUUUGGAUAUUCUGAACAGUUGGAACGAAGCUACUUUCACCAAUAAAGUGAGGGAAGCGGUUAUCGAUAUAUCUUAUAGACUCAGCUAUGGAAAAACUGACGACAGGCAUGUUCGUGAGGAGUUGUUAGGUAACAUGCCCCUGUACCCAAACCAACUUGCUGACAGGUGCGAAACACAAUACAAUCGAAGCUGGGCUGAAAGGUGGAACUUACUCACUUUUAACAUUUCUGGAUAUAGAUGUUUGACAAUGCGGGUCCGUGCGAUGCUGCACAGGGUUGUUCUCAAGGGGGUUGGUAUCCCCCUCUUAUGGAACCUGCUAGUAGAUGACCUGAUUUGCUGGUUAAGUGAAGCUCAAGAAUAUGCUGAUGAUAUAGUAAUCCUUGCAUCUGCCUGGACUAAAGACUUUCCUGGAGGACUCACGGCACAAACCGGACGAAGAAGAAAACUGAAGCAGUUUGAGCGUCAAAAGAACUAUAAGGAAAUCUUGGGGCUUAACACCCAGAGCAAUGCAUUGGCUGUACACCAGUGUCAUAAGGUCAAUGAACCUCUACGGUGCCAUUAUGUGUUGAGGUUAGACGAUGAAAGUCUGGGCUAA
This is a messenger RNA of Zophobas morio, 2655 nucleotides long. Its product is annotated as nose resistant to fluoxetine protein 6-like. Gene Ontology annotation, molecular function: acyltransferase activity, transferring groups other than amino-acyl groups. The record is from RefSeq and is a predicted model, not a curated record. The coding region runs from base 1 to 2655 and encodes 884 amino acids. The transcript is spliced from 14 exons. NCBI's taxonomy places the organism in Eukaryota, Metazoa, Arthropoda, Insecta, Coleoptera, Tenebrionidae.